Penicillium pulvis is the source of this 1359-nucleotide messenger RNA. RefSeq lists its product as uncharacterized. Gene Ontology annotation, molecular function: alcohol-forming very long-chain fatty acyl-CoA reductase (NADP+) activity. The transcript has 2 exons. Gene Ontology annotation, cellular component: peroxisome. The record is from RefSeq and is a predicted model, not a curated record. Gene Ontology annotation, biological process: long-chain fatty-acyl-CoA metabolic process. NCBI's taxonomy places the organism in Eukaryota, Fungi, Ascomycota, Eurotiomycetes, Eurotiales, Aspergillaceae. The coding region runs from base 1 to 1359 and encodes 452 amino acids.
AUGGUAUGGGAUUACUAUAAUGGCAAGAUCCUGUUCAUCACUGGCGGGACUGGGGUCAUAGGCACUGCCCUCCUAUACCGCCUCUUGACCCAGUCCGCGCCAAAACGGGUCUAUGUGUUGAGCCGCGGUGGUUACUCAAACGCAAAGGCAAAAUGGUCCAGUUUGAUGCCGGCUCACUUUGCGAAAGUCCUUUAUGAUAGCAAGUGUAUAAAAGUCAUGGACGGCGAAUUAGGUGACACGGCAACAAUGAAUCUAUCCGAUGUUGAUCUACAGAUGCUGAAAAGAACUGUACACAUCAUCAUACACGCUGGUGCCACGAUGGAGGUCACAAACUCGCUCCGAGAGUUAUCAUACAAAAUCAUCGCGCCUACCUUGUGUUUGACCCAGUACGCAUUGAAGUUCGCCAACCUGGAACGGUUCGUGUUUCUUUCGACGGCAUACACCAAUGCACACCUGUGGAAAACCAGCAAAUCUACCGAUGUUCCAGUCAAAGAGAGGGUAUACCCUCUAGGAGACGAAAGUGAAGAUCGACCCUAUCGGACAGCCCCGGAAAUAUGGAAACACGUACAGAAGACAGGCUCAUCAGACGAGUACGACACACACGACUUUCCCUGGCCAUACGCCUAUGCCUUGCACCUUUCCGAGCGGCUAGUUCUAGAAAAGGCCGCUCAGAAAAAUCUACUGAAUAAGAUUCUUAUCAUUCGCCCUUCGGUCAUUGGCCCAGCGGAUCACUCACCAUACCCGGGUUUCACAACCUCACACCCAACCCCGUCUACUGCCUGUGCUGCUGCAUAUGCACUGCACCCCGGUCGGAAGAUUAUGCUCUCCUCGCGCUGCCCGAAUCCAGAUCAAGAGGUUACUAUCGAUGAAGUCCCCGUGGAUGUCGUCGCAGACAGAUUACUCGUGCAUGUAGCCCUGGGCUCGAGCGGGUGUGUUCAUGCUGUCAGUGGGGAGAAGGGUAGACUUCGGAUUGAGGACUGGUGGCACGCCUUCAAAAACGAGCGCCGACUUCCUUGGAAUGUGAAACCUGUUUGGACGUCUGAGGAUUGGCACUCUGCGAAUCUGCAUCAUAUGGCACGGGAUUUCAAGAUCAUUGGGACUUCUUUUGCGUUUUCUGAUGAGAAGACCGAUGCACUGGUGAAGACGAUUAAUGCGGAAGACUGUGAAAAGCUGAUCCUCUAUGCGGACCGAUCGAAGCCGUAUCAUCAUUCGAUGGUUCAUCAACGGCAUCAUAUUCACAAUGCGGCGAGAUCGUUGGCGAAGAAGACUCGGUGGCCAGUUUGUUCAGUGCGGUUCCUUUGUCGGAAGGGUCCGUCUCCGUUGCAGAUGAACCAUGUGAAUGAAAAAGCUGUGAAAUAA